CCUCACAGGCGGCUCCCGCUGUCCCCUCCCGCUGUCCCCUCCGGCCGUCCCUCACAGGCAGCUCCCGGCCCCGCCGGCUUCUGUCAGCGCGCCCACCGUCUGCCUCUCGCCGCCUUCCCGCCUGCCGACGCGCUGAAGUACCGGGAGUGAGAAGUCGUUGGCGGCUGCAGCCGGCUCCGCGCAGACCCUCCGUCAAACACGUGAGGCCCUCUAACCGCAGGAAGGAAGGCGGCCGGAGGCGGAGAGUGCCCUCUCCCGCUGACAGUUUGAAGGAUUCGUUUCAUCAUGACUUCUUUUGAAGAAGCUGAAACUGAAGAAACAGUAACUUGUCUCCACAUGACCUUUUACCAUCCUUGCCAAGAAGAAAAGAUGAUGUUUCGUUGCUUGAAUUUCUGCAAGCGAGAACAGGUCAGGGCAGAUGAAAUGGCCAAGUUUGGCCGCGAUUCUAAUGUCUGCCAUUAUAACUUAAUGGAUACUCGUGUGUCUCGGAUACAGUUUUCAUUGCAGUUUUACAGAAAACUGAACAGCUCAGAAUUUUGUUUUGAGAUAAAGAACAUGAGCAAGAAGACAAAACUGAUAGUGGACCAAACAGAACUGGGUUACUUAAACAAACUCGACCUGCCAUGGAAGUGCAUCAUUUGUUUUGGGGACUACCAGAUUUUAGCAGAGGUUCAAGAAGGGGAGUCUGUGGAUUAUUUUGAGACUCACUUACACUUGGCUAAUGUGCCAAUCUUACAGGAAAGACACCUGCCAUCACUGCAGCCUAUACCAGAGGUUGGCAUUUCUUCGUCCUCAUUUCCUUCCCAAGGCAAAAGCCCCAUAGAGAUUGAUGAAAAUGAGUUGUGCUAGUGGGGAGAAGGAGGUUGGAUCAGAUUUUGAUAAUUUGAAACCUGCACAACUUCCAAAAUUGAAGGCUGUUAUCUCAGUCCACUUUCUUGACGAUUCUCACUGCUACACAUCUUUCUUUUUGUGUUCAGCAUCGGCGUACCAGAACAUACGUUUUGUUCCACAGAAUCCACAGAUUCUCGUUGCUGUCUUCACCAGGGCAUGAGUGCUCCCUGGUCACUUUGCCACAUAAACAUAUGGAAGACAUUGCAGCAGAUUCAAGAACUGGGACUACGUGCCUUGAAGGUGUAUUUAAUAGGCAUUUAUGCAGAGCAUAGGGAACAGUCUUUUAGCUCCAGCGUAGGUUAGUCAAGUGGGGACGUAACAUCUCAUGGCAUUUGUUAUACUUUGUGCUUUGCUUUCAACAUGAAAUUCCAAACAGUAUUUUCAAGCGUAGGUUGUAAUUUCCUAGGCUUUGCAGCUUAGAAACACAUUGUCAGCAUAGUCCUUUAAAGUUAAUGUUUUAAUUAACUUUGCAGUGAGUUAUAUCUUCUAUUUUUAAAA
Molecule: messenger RNA, 1389 nt
Organism: Colius striatus (speckled mousebird)
Lineage: Eukaryota; Metazoa; Chordata; Aves; Coliiformes; Coliidae
Gene: TIFA
Product: TRAF interacting protein with forkhead associated domain
Exons: 2
Coding region: 286-849 (187 amino acids)
Biological process (GO): canonical NF-kappaB signal transduction
Molecular function (GO): protein binding
Source: RefSeq, a predicted model, not a curated record